Molecule: messenger RNA, 5941 nt
Organism: Diachasmimorpha longicaudata
Lineage: Eukaryota; Metazoa; Arthropoda; Insecta; Hymenoptera; Braconidae
Exons: 18
Coding region: 1501-4074 (857 amino acids)
Cellular component (GO): plasma membrane
Source: RefSeq, a predicted model, not a curated record
GCGCGAACCGGUAACGUUUGUGUUAUUCGUUAGUUCGAUGUGACUCCUAAGGGAUAACAAUAAAUUCCUCUCCGUGGGCUUUCCGUUCGCUAACCCAAGCAGAAGCCCACUGUUGUUUACAUCCAGUUCAGGUGGUGAAUUGUGACCGAAUGUAAAUUCACGAUUGAACUGUAAACAUCAUCUGGUGCGUAUUAUAGAUGAAUUUUUCACUAUCGUAAUUGUCUGAUGACAUUCCUAAAAUUCUCGUGAGUGUAACUGGCGAAUGGAUUUAUCGGGCAAUCUAUGAAAAUACGAGUUGUUGUUCUCGGUAAUCAAAUUGAUUUGCAUAUUCACGAGGCAAACGGGAGAGCGGUAAAAAUUGAAAAAUUACUAUGCAAAACGUAUUUUCCUCAUGAUGCAAAAUAGUUUUGUCGACCCCGUGCAUCCGUUAAUUCGAAAGCUAUCGGCAACGCAGAGUGAAUAACGAACAAUUUAUACAGUCACAUAAAAAAAAAAAAUUAUAUAUUGAAAUCUUUUAUUUCUCUUUAAAGUGUCGUAAAGUGUUUGCGUACAUUUUGACGAGUUAGAGCGCUGUGUUGGAACUAUUUACUCGUUGCAAUGAAUGCAGAUGGUCGUAAACAAUAGGUGCACAAUCAAAAUGCAGUUAAAAAGAUUUUAAAAUUUGCUGGAAAACAGCAGUUGAAGUGGCUGCGGCACCGAGCUCUCGGUUAAUACGAUACAAUGUGAUCAUUGAAUCACCGAGAGGGGUAUGAAUGACCGGGGUUACUCGUAUUUUCCACUUGCUUCGUAUUACAUGGACAAUAGGCGAUAAACUGCUGUCUUUCUGGGAUAAUCACGGCUCAAGGAAAGUCAACGUUAUUCAGUACCUUUUGAGGGAGGGCAGCUGCUUUGACGAAUUUAAUGACGGAAUCGAGGUAAAUGAGAGUUGCAGAUGCUCUAGUCGUUUGAUCAGUCGAUGGGAAAGAGUUUAAAAGACUUGGUGAGGAAUUGGAGGACGAGGAGAUUGGGAGUUGUAUCGAGAAGCGAGUCACUCUGUGGGCUAUUUAUUCGCUUGAAUUGUAACUGCUGGGAGACAACGUUCUGGAAGGCCAUCAUGAAAGAGAAUUCAUCAAAAACAUACGAUACGUACCUCAAGUGGAGCCAAAAUACCGCAUUUGUGGUGAACAUCUAGUCAUACUCUCCUUUUGUUGAGAUAAUUCUUAGAGAAAACCGAGUGGCUUCUCAUUCUCCAUUGUGGAAUCCAGUGAAGUGGAAGAGCUUUCUGGGAGACUAGAGGGAACCAAUGACGUUUAGGGGGACUGUCUGGAGUUAGAAAGAGUUUCGGGCGUAUGGGGAAUCGUGGAUAUCCCAGGCGUCAUCGUGAUUAUUGACAUCUUGUGUUAAAUAUUGAAAGGGGAAAGUGAUAAAUCGAAGAGUCCCGAGGAUUGUGUGUGUUGUGAAAAUGAUCCUGAGGCACUCGUUCGACUGAAGAAAACUCGAUUAUUGUAGGAAAUAGUGACCAUGGUGACUCGAGUACCCAGAAAAAUGAUGAUGUGGCUCGUGUGGUUGGGAUUCCUCGUCGUUUCUCUUCCACGAGUGUAUUCCCAGAUGACGUGGACCCCGAUAUUUGGUGGUGAAGACAGUCAAGUGGAUUUCUGGACCCAGAGUGAGACUGGAUGCGCCUGCAGCUUUAAUUCAUCGAGCAAGGAUUGCGCUUGCUGUGUAUUAACCGGGGGGUGUAGUUGUGGGGCUGCUAUGCCAAAGCGAUGUGGCCAGUGCGGCUUGGAGAAGUACUGCACAAACAUGUGCAACAUAACCCUGGAUAGUAGGGAACUACUCAGCAAGUCGAAUAGAAGUUUUGGACAGAUAAAACCCCCAUCGACAGAGGGACCCACUGAGUGCACGUAUAAAUUCAUCCCCGAUACAGGUCAGCGAGUUGAACUGCAGAUUUAUCGUCUUGUUUCUGUUGGACGGUAUAAUGGAGAUGUAUGCGAGGGGGGAUGGCUGCAGUUGGAGGGUAGUGCACGUGUUUGUGGGAAUAACAUGAGGUUUGAUAGACCUGUUGUCCUUUUCUCAGACAAGCCCGAACCAACACUGCGAAUGCUAGUCACUGACGAGACACCGAGGUCACAGUUUCUGGCGUAUUACAACUUCGCAUCGAAGACUAGCACUUCUGUUGGAUGGCCUAUAAAGGGUGGAAAGCCUGUGGAGAACUCAGAAUGCGAUUGGGUGUACGAGGACUGCAUAAAUCAUGACUGUAUCCUCGCCAGUCCUGCCUAUCCUGGUCUCUACCCACCCAACGUAAAAUGUCAUUAUCUCAUUAAAUCGAAUGGAAGUGUAUCGAUCACAGUUAUCUUCACAACCGUGCGUCUAUCGUACAACCAAUGCAUCAGAGAUUACAUCGCUGUGUAUGCUGGACCCACUACUUCGAGUACCAUGUUGAAGUCACUAUGUAGCAGUGAGAAAACUACCGUGGUGCAUAGAGGAUCGGAACUACUAGUGGAAUUUAAAUCUGGAUCGGAAGUACCGCCAUUCAAUUAUAACGGAUUUCUAGCGCGGGUGAGUGUCACAGAAUUGACAACAGCCGCCCCCACAACGACAACAACAACCACCACGGCUGAAAAUUUUGUCGAUGUUAUCAGAGCCAGCAACCCGAUGAGCAAUAGCAUUCGCUCGUCCGACCGUGAGUCCAAUGAUUUACGAAAGGAUCAGGGUACAUUGACCUGCGACGUUGACAUAGACGGUGACAAGUACAGAAGUGGCCACUACGAUACACGUAAAAAAAUUAAAACAACGGACUGUCGGUUAAUCCUACGCGGCAGAAGUUCUGACACAAUUCACGUACUUCUGUCGAGUUACAAUCUCAGUACGUCAGACUGCAAGUCGUCGAUUGAAGUUUGGGAUGGGGUGGUGAAGCCUGAUGUGAGUCAGGGGAGUGGAAAAUCCCUCAAGAGAAUAUGCAGCCCGUCGCAGAAAGUACAACAUGAUCACGAGAACAACGAGAGGUACACAGAGACAGAGCAUUACUCCUCCACUGGCAGGGAUAUGACGGUUGUUUUGCGACGAGCAUCAAACAAACCACCCGAUGAAGAAUUCAUGGAUGUCGCUUACUAUUUUCACGAUGAGAGGGAAGGGGGCACUCUACGACCCUCGAGUGCCUGUGACGUCGAGUACUACGGUCUGAGCUCACCAAAGGAAGGCUGGGUGGUGCACCCUAUUUCCAGGCUGUUCACCCUGCAAGGCUCCGUCAAGUGCAAACACCACUUCAUUCCAGCCGCUAACCAAUCGGCGAUUCUCACGGUGGAGAGUGAUAGUGCCAAACGAGGGACGAGCAAUAUUUGCGUUACCCUUUGUGGAGACAGUGGAUGCAGGUGCAUGAGUGACAGACCUCUGGAUACCAUUGAUUAUCUGCAGAUUGGGUCGGAACCUGGACACAUCAUUAUGUGCCUCUGUGGGGAUUACCAGAAUUGGUUACCUCUGAAAAUCCGAAGCUGGACACCCCUCUAUAUCGAGUGGUCUCGCUCAUCAAGAUCAGGCUUGGGUUUCAAAGCCAACUACAAAUUUGCUGAGAGUGCUUACUGUGGCGAUCAUUCGACGAGAAAACCCGAGGGUAUGAUACGCGCUGAGGAUCUCAGUGUGCCCAGUAUGUCGAGUCUCAAUCAGUAUUAUCAACAAAAGUGUAUGUGGACAUUGGAUUCGUCAAUCGACAGACAGCUCAUCAUCGAAGUUGAAUCAUUCCAGGACAGACCCUGUACAGCCUGGAACUUGACGAUACACGAAUUCAAGAAGACCGGUGAUCCUGUGGGUCAAAGGCUGCAUACAUUCUGCUCACGCGAUAGGCAUAAAAAUUUCACCCUUCCCUGGAAAAUGAACACCGCAGUUGUCAGAUUGCAAGCUCUCGGCAGAACGGCACCUCAGUACGUGAUGAAAUGGCGGAGUGACACAGUUGUGGCGAAUACACGAAAAAGUGGCCCCUCGCCAGCACCAAAUUACGUAUCCGGCACGUCAGUGGCGGUACUCGUUAAUCAUCACUCGUUUCCUCUGCUUUUGUCAACUUUGUUGUUGUUAUUUUUCUCAUGUUAUGACAAUGUCUAAAUUAUCGUCGGGUGUCUGGUGUACAUAGGGAAAUUUCUCUGUCCGCGAAUAGGGAAAAGAUUUAAUGAGUGGACAAUUUUAUUGAAUCAAUUAAUUGAAAUUACUGUAAAUAUUAUAAAUAAGAAGAUAGGGAAGUUUUAGUUGAUAGUGCUGGCAUUGAUUUUCUGUAUAUAAAGUGUAGAUUAAUAAACUUUGUACAGAAUACAUUGAAGUUAAAUAAUGAAUAAUGUAGGGCCAUGGAGAAAAAAAUUAAUGGAAAAAUGUAUAAUCGGGAGUAUAAGUCUUAAGAAAUGAAACGACGAAUUUUGGCGAACGAGCUUGGGGUGCAUGUACCGCACUAUUCGUUUACGAGGGACAUCAGUUAUUCUAAUGCAAUUCGAAUGAAAUGAAAGUCUGCCAAAAAGUUGUUCUGGAAAUCCCCAAUUCACGAAAAUUCCAGACUGCAUCCCUUUUUUAUUUUCCAUUUCGAGAAAAUCAUUAGCAGUCGUGAUGUCGAACGCCCGACGCAUAUAAUAUGGUCUGAAUCGAUAAACCCCUGGGAUUAAAUAGACUGAUGUCCCUUUUGUUUGUUAUGCAUUCAUAUACGGAGAAUUUCAUGGAAAUAUUUAAGGAAUUCAUUAAAAAAAUAUUCUGAGGGUACAUUCUACAGAAUUAAUUUUUUCUAUACAAUCUGUGGAGGUAUUCUCUACUAAAAUUCGAUUUUUAUCUAAUUUUUUAGAAGAAUGCGAAGAAAAUAGGGGGGAAUAAAUAAGUUGAAUAGAAAUCCAAUACAGUUUUCUUAUGAAUUCCCUAGAUUGUUCUAUGAAAUUCAUUUCGUCCGUGUCUGUCGGUGAUCGAUUGCAUGAGAAAAUUCAUCGAUCUUCGACGAAAAUAAAUUGGUAAAGGAAGAACCGGCGCCGAGAAAUAUGAAACAGUAGGUUCUCACUAUUACAUGUAUGUAUUAAUACUCACCCACAAAAUCUAAAAAAAUCCACGACCGACUAUUAGUGAGUACUGACCGAUCGAUUAAAAGGUAACGGUGGAGGUACGAGGCUGAAGCUUCCAUAAACCUAAAGCUAUUUUUUAUGAUCAUUUAAUUUAUCCUCUUUUUCAUAUUUUUUAUGGUGAAAAUGCUAUGAAAUGUUUUAUUAUCAACCGAUGUAUACAUAUAGAUAGUGGCUUCAUAAAAUUUUAGAGCACCAUUUUCAUCAAAGUACUCUUCAGCUCUUUAUACAUUUUCACAAGAGGCGAUUUUAAUAGACAUAUCAGCACUGAUAGAGAUGAAUGAGUUUUUCAAUGAUCGAACAGUUAUUUAUUCGAACGAAAAAAAGGUGCUCACGAACCGUUUCAAUGGAAUUGAGAUGAUUUUUUAACAAAUGGAGAGGAAGAGGAAUUGAAAAUUUGUCUCGUUCCCAAACCGUCCAGAAUAACAAUGGAGAAUAUUGACUCAAUUUGAUAAAGAAAUGAAUAUUUAUAUUUACGUGUGUUUUGACCUCAUCACAACAAUGAUGAAAGUCUACAGGUAAUUUUAUUGAUCACGUCGGAAUGUUCGAUGUUGAUACAGAAACAUAUGCGAGAUAUAAUUGAAAGAGAAUUUGUUUUGUUGAUCACCUAAACAUCGAAAUUGAUGAGUAAAUCACAGCCUCCAGAUAGCCGGAAUUUUAGAUCGAUACAAUCUAGAAAGCAUUCAACUCUUGGUUAAAUGUUUUUUAAAUUGGAUAAAAGAGAAAUAAAAAUUCACAUAGGAUUUCAGAGAAAGAGAAAGAAAGAAAGAAUUGCGUAUGAAUUGAGGGUACUACAUGUUACAUGUAUUAGUCGUAUAUAUUUAAGUAAACAAUAGUCAAUUGUUUUGCAUAUAAUAUUAAUAAAAAGGGAAUAACAACAGUGA